Castor canadensis (American beaver) is the source of this 2743-nucleotide messenger RNA. RefSeq names its product TSPY like 2 (gene Tspyl2). Gene Ontology annotation, cellular component: nucleus. Gene Ontology annotation, biological process: nucleosome assembly. The record is from RefSeq and is a predicted model, not a curated record. Lineage: Eukaryota; Metazoa; Chordata; Mammalia; Rodentia; Castoridae.
GAGCUGGUCGCGUGAGGUCUGGCGGCUCCACUUCAGGUGCGACUGGUAGCGAGUGCCGGGCCAAGAGCUAGUGUGAUCCCCUGAGCUUUGAGUACGGUCACCAUGGACCGCCCGGAUGAGGGGCCUCCGGCGAAGACCCGCCGCCUGAGCAGCCCGGAGCCCCCUCAGCGCGACCCGCCGCCGCCCCCGCCCCCGCCGCCGCUCCUGCGACUGCCCCUGCCUCCACCCCAGCAGCGCCCGAGGCUCCGGGAGGAAACCGAGGCUGCACAGGUGCUGGCUGACAUGAGGGGGGUGGGACUGGGGCCCACGCUGCCCCCACCGCCACCCUAUGUCAUUCUCGAGGAGGGGGGGAUCCGCGCGUACUUCACCCUGGGUGCUGGGGGUCCCGGCUGGGAUCCUGCGAUCGAGUCAGGGUACGGGGAGGCGCCCCCUCCAACAGGGAGCCUGGAAACACUCCCCCCUUCCGAAUCCUCUGGGGGAAGCCUAGAAAUUGACUUCCAGGUUGCAGAGUCCAGCAGCCUUGCUGGAGAGAAGGCCCUAGAAACCUGUAGCUCAGUAGGGUGGGGGCCCCAGGUGUUAGUUGGUCCAAAGAGGAAGGAAGAGGCUGUCAUCCUAGUGGAAGAUGAGGAUGAGAAUGUAAAGGAAAGUGUGAGGAGGAGGAGGAGGAGGCGGAGGAGGAGGAAGCAGAGGAAGGUAAAGAAGGAAAGCAAAGAGAGGAAUGCCCAGAGGAUGGAAAGCAUCCUGCAGGCACUGGAGAGCAUUCAAAUGGACCUGGAGGCGGUGAACAUCAAAGCAGGCAAGGCCUUCCUGCGUCUCAAGCGCAAGUUCAUUCAGAUGAGAAGACCUUUUCUGGAACGCAGAGACCUCAUCAUCCAGCAUAUCCCAGGCUUCUGGGUCAAAGCAUUCCUCAACCACCCCAGAAUUUCAAUCUUGAUCAACCAACGUGAUGAAGACAUUUUCCGCUACUUGACCAAUCUUCAGGUACAGGAUCUCAGACAUAUCUCCAUGGGGUACAAAAUGAAGCUGUACUUCCAGACAAACCCAUACUUUACAAACAUGGUGAUAGUCAAGGAGUUCCAACGCAACCGCUCGGGCCGGCUGGUGUCUCACUCCACCCCAAUCCGCUGGCACCGCGGCCAGGAACCCCAGGCCCAUAAUCGCAGGAACCAGGACGCCAGUCACAGCUUCUUUAGCUGGUUCUCAAACCACAGCCUCCCAGAGGCUGACAGGAUUGCUGAGAUUAUCAAGAACGACCUGUGGGUUAAUCCUCUGCGCUACUACAUGAGAGAAGGGGGCUAUAGGGCAAACAGAAAAAAACAAGAAGAGAAGGAAAGUAAAGCCAGGAAUGAAUAUGAAAUGGUGAUCAUGGAAGAUGCUCAUGACUAUUAUGGCAUGGAAGACAUUCUCAGCGAGAUCUCAGACAUUGAUGAGACCACCGACAAUGAGACCAUUUAUGACAUCAAGAUCUCUGACUUCAUGGAGACCACUGACUACUUUGAGACCACUGACAAUGAGAUAACUGACAUCAAUGAGAGUCUGUGUGACAGUGAGAACCCUGACCUCAAUGAAGGCCCCAACAAUGAGACCACUGACGAGAGCACUGAUGAUGAAACCACUGACGAGAGUGCCAAUGACAAUGAGAGUCCUGUUAACAACAGUGAGAACCUGGAAAACAAGAACACCUAUGACAAUGAGAAUGGUGAUGGUGACAAUAAAAACCUGGAAGGUAGCCACCAGGGCAGCAAUGGCAACAACGAAGACAGCAGUGAUAGUGACAAUGGAGAUGAAGGCAGUGAUGAUGAAGAUAAUGAUGGCAAUGAAGGCGACAACGAGGGCAGUGAUGAUGAUGGCAAUGAGGGUGACAAUGAGGGAAGUGAUGAUGAUGAUAGAGACAUUGACUACUACAAGAAUGACAUUGAGGUCUUUGACAAGGAUCUGGAUAACAGCACCAACCAGGAUGACUAUGAAGAUGAGGUAGAGAUCAUCUCUGAAGAAUCAGAGGAGGAGGAAGGCAGUGAAGAAGAGAGUGAGCAAGGUGAGCACAGCUAUGAGGAGGAAGAAAGCGAAGUCGACUCAGAAGACUCAGAAAUCGAGGAGGUGCUGCAGUUCCCAAAGUCUUGGGCCAACCCUGGGAAGUGGGAAAAAACCGGAUAAACAUCUUACCCUUUUGGGGGGUCUCUUCUCUGUAUCCCCCGGCCCCUGCCCCAUUUGCCCGCCCCUCAGCUAGGGCCAUGCGGCCCCACAUUGCACUUCUGGGGGGUUACCGACUUCAUACACGGGUUUAAAGUUUAUUUUUAUGGUUUAGUAAUUGCAGAGUUCUUAUUUUGGGAGGAGGAAAGGGGGAAUUCCCCUUUUUUUGGCCCUCCCCACUCCCCGCAGGCUUCUGUGUGCUGCUAAAUGUAUUUAUUGUGAUGCCUUGGUCAGGGCCCCAAUAGCCCUCUUCUCCACAUCAGUGUUGGUCCCAGCCCUUCUCUCCGUGCAGUAUGAAGUGGACACCCUGAUCCCGAAGCCAGGAGGGCCGCUGUGGCCUUCGUCGCAGCUGCACAGUGGCCUUGGAGGCUUUGCUGCCAUCUUGUUCUCCCAAGUCUCUCUUUUCUCUCUCUCUCCAACCCUCUCUUUUUCCCGCGUGCCCGCUAGCCCGCUUCGGUAUCUAUGCAAGGCUACUUCGCCAUUGCAGUAUUCCUGUUCCCCUCCCCCAGAAGUUCCUCCUCUUUCCCUGUUGAACCCUGCUGAUCCUAAUAAA